AUGCCGCGGGGGUUCCUGGUGAAGCGGAGCAGGAGGCCGGGGGGCUCCUAUAGGGUGCGCCCCGCAGGCGGACCCUCAGCGCUCCGCCUGGAGGAAGCGCCCCGCCUCGCAACGCCUUUGCCAGAGGCGCCGCAACAGCUCCAGCAGCUGCCUCAGCCAAACUCCCCCCUGAUGGCGGUCUGGGGCGCUGGAAGUUCGGACCACGCAGCCCUCGCAGCGGAGGAGUCCAGGCGCUGCGCCCCUUCUCCCGUAUCUGCCGAACCCUCUCCCCUGGGUCCUGCCUUGGCACUGGCGGAGAAGGUGCCCCUGAUCCCACGCACUCCUGUGCCUUUGCCCGUGCCGCUCCCCUUGCCUGCUGCCCCGCUUUGCCCGGCUAUCCCGCUCAAGCGCCCGUCUCGAGCGAAGGCGCCGCCUGCCAAGAAGCCCAAGGCCGUGCGCAAGCUGAGCUUUGCAGACGAGGUGACCACGUCGCCAGUGUUGGGGCUGCGGAUCAAAGCUGCUUCCGAGGCGGGCAGCGAGGGGAUCCGCGUGGCUCGCCCGACGCUGCUGGGUGAAUUUGUUUGCCAGCUGUGCAAGGAACCCUAUGCUGAUCCCUUGGCCCUGGCCCAGCACCGUUGUUCACGAAUUCUCUUCCUUUGCCCUUAUUGCCACAAGUCUUUCCGGCGCCAGGCGUACCUGCGCAAGCACCUGGGCACCCACCAAGCUGGGAUCGCCAGCUUCACCAGCAACUCCUCACCCCCUCCCCCUCCCCCGCAACAGAUCGCUUUUUCCUGCCAUUUGUGCGGCGCGCACUUCCCAUCGGCGGACAUCAGAGACAAGCACCGGGUAUGGCACGCGGUGCGUGAGGAAUUGCUUCUGCCAUUGGGGCAGCCUGAGGGCAGCGCUAAUCAUGGUGAGCAGCAGAUCUUUUCCUGCAAACACUGUCCCUCGACUUUCUUCAGCUCGCCCGGUCUCACCCGACACAUCAACAAGUGCCACCCCUCCGAGAACAGACAGGUUCUUCUAUUGCAGAUGUCCGUCAGGCCAGGCUGCUAG
Messenger RNA from Python bivittatus (Burmese python), 1035 nucleotides. Lineage: Eukaryota; Metazoa; Chordata; Lepidosauria; Squamata; Pythonidae. The record is from RefSeq and is a predicted model, not a curated record.